This is a messenger RNA of Solanum tuberosum (potato), 2563 nucleotides long. RefSeq names its product histone-lysine N-methyltransferase family member SUVH9-like. Gene Ontology annotation, molecular function: protein binding; zinc ion binding; double-stranded DNA binding. Gene Ontology annotation, cellular component: nucleus. The transcript has 3 exons. NCBI's taxonomy places the organism in Eukaryota, Viridiplantae, Streptophyta, Magnoliopsida, Solanales, Solanaceae. The record is from RefSeq and is a predicted model, not a curated record. Bases 134 to 2122 code for a protein of 662 amino acids.
AAUCCUCUGUCUUCUUCUUCAUUUCUAUGGAGAAAUCUCAAUAUUUCUCUGAAAAACCCUAAAUUUUCUCAAAUUUUUCUUCUUACAUGAGCUAAUUUGUGUUAAAAAGCUAUAAAUUCUUCUUGAGUUUUCUAUGGAAAUGGGUUCUGUUGUUGGAUUAGAAGACGUUAAUUUCCCUACUGAACCGAAAACUCCAACACCCACCAUGAUUUUCCCUAAAAUUGAACCGAAACUUGAACCCCUUGAUGAAUUUACCCCUCAAUCGAUAAACCCCAAUUCGAAUUUCAGUUACAAUUCAGGUUUCAGAAAUACUACUCCGCAGCAGCAGCAGAAUGCUACUAGUUCUCAAACUCCAAGCUCAAUUGAGGCAGGUGUUCAUUCGGAGUAUAAUCGGAUAUCUGAGCUGUUUCAAACGGCUUUUGCUCAGAGUUUACAGAGAGAUGGAGAUGUUGAAGCUAAUGAGGAUUCAGGUUGUCGAGCGAUUGUUCCUGUCAGCAAUGAACAGGUUUCUGAUAUUGUUAUUACAAGAAGGAAGUAUGAGAAGAGGUCAUCGGAGUUGGUUAGGGUGACAGAUCUUAAACCGGAGGAUGAACGAUAUUUCCGUGACCUGAUUCGAAAGACACGAAUGCUUUAUGAUUCUCUACGGAUUUUUGUAAAUUUAGAGGAUGAAAACAACCAACAUUUGGGUUCUGGCAGACAGACUAGAGCAAGGGGGGACUUGAAGGCAUCACAAAUGAUGAGGGAGCAUGGACUUUGGUUGAAUCGUGAUAAGCGUACUGUUGGUCCGAUUCCAGGAGUGCUUGUUGGUGAUUUGUUCUUAUAUAGAAUGGAGCUUUGUGUGGUAGGAUUACAUGGAACGCCUCAAGCUGGGAUUGAUUAUCUUCCUGCUAACCAGAGCUCAAAUGGGGAGCCAAUUGCCACAAGUGUAAUUGCUUCAGGGGGGUAUGAGGAUGAUGAAGAUGCUGGGGAUGUGAUUAUAUAUACAGGGCAAGGUGGACAGGAUAAGAACUCACGGCAAGUUGUGCAUCAAAAGUUGGAAGGUGGGAAUUUGGCAUUGGAGAGGAGCAUGUACUAUGGAGUUGAGGUGAGGGUAAUUCGUGGCUUUAAAUAUGUUGGUAGUUCUAGUGGUAAAGUGUACGUGUAUGAUGGAUUGUAUAGAAUCACGGAAUCUUGGUUUGAUGUGGGUAAGUCUGGAUUUGGAGUGUACAAAUAUAAGCUUGUUAGGAUUGAGAAUCAGCCAGACAUGGGAAGUGCUGUACUUAGAUUUGCAGAGAGUCUUAGGACAAGGCCACUAGAGGUAAGGCCCAUGGGAUACAUUUCUCUUGAUAUAUCAAGGAAAAAGGAAAAUGUGCCUGUAUUUUUAUUCAAUGAUAUUGAUAAUGAACGUGAUCCAGCUUGUUAUGACUAUCUGUUGAAGACUGUAUUUCCUCCAUAUGUCUAUCAGCAUGUGGGAAAUGGUUCAGGUUGUGAGUGCACCGAUGGGUGUGGGAAUGGGACUAAGUGCUUUUGCGCGAUGAAAAAUGGUGGACAGUUUGCAUAUGAUACGAAUGGGAUCUUGUUGAGAGGAAAACCAGUCAUUUUUGAAUGUGGACCACAUUGUUCAUGUCCUCCAACUUGUUGGAAUCGAGUUAGCCAGAAAGGUGUGAGGAACAGGUUUGAAGUAUUUCGUUCUAGGGAGACUGGUUGGGGAGUUAGGUCAUUGGACCUCCUCCUAGCAGGGUCUUUUAUUUGUGAAUAUACUGGUGUUGUUCUCACACAAGAGCAAGCUCAAAUAUUUACAAUGAAUGGUGAUAGUUUAAUCUAUCCAAGUCAUUUUGCUGAGAGAUGGGCGGAAUGGGGAGAUUUGUCCCGAAUAGAUUCUAAUUAUGUCCGACCGGCAUACCCCUCUAUUCCUCCUUUGGAUUUUGCGAUGGAUGUUUCUAGAAUGAGGAAUUUAGCCUGUUACAUGAGUCACAGUUCAAGCCCCAAUGUUCUAGUACAGCCUGUGCUGUAUGAUCAUAAUAGUGUAUCUUUCCCUCACCUCAUGCUCUUUGCAAUGGAGAAUAUCCCUCCCCUAAGGGAACUCAGCAUUGAUUAUGGAAUGGCUGAUGACUGCACAGGGAAGCUUGCCAUCUGCAAUUGACUACCUCAUGGGAACUGUUGCAGUUUUGACAGUGAUGCAGCAUAGCUAUUUUCGGCACAUCAUGUACUAAAGAUGAAGGUGCGGUUGUUGGUGAACCUUUUCCCUAUUUCCUUUGCUCGAGAAUACUUACAAUCUUGAUGAUAGAAUCUAGUCCACAUAACCUAGAUUUCAAGGUGUGUUCAAUGACUAUCUGAGAAGAUAGAAGAAAGUUUCUUGCAACAACUAACUUGGAAGUAAUAUUCUUCCCCAUUAUAAGAACUCAUGUUAUAGUAUUAGCUGCUACUUGUUUGUGACUUCCAUUCUCAAAAGAGAAAAAGAAACCUAUUAGCUUGUAAAUAUGAAGAUUGAACUUCAUAUGAUCAUAUAUAGAAAUUUGUAUCAAUCCUUUGUCAUGGAUAGUUGUAAUCGAGAUCAAUGCCUUUUUGGAUCAGUUACCAACUU